AUGUCCUUGAUCUCGUCGGAAUACUACUCGCCAUUACCACCACUUCACCACCGGUGCCCAUCGAAAUCUCCACCGAUUCGUAUGGGGAUUGGGGUGCUUCUGUUCUAUAUUCCUUAUUAUUUGAUUCAGUUGGAUUUCGCCAAUGGAGAAUCGGUAUCUCUUUCUGCGUCUUCAACUGGGGAUGCAUCUGUUGUAUCGGACAAGGCUUUCUUGAAAAGAUUGUGUGAUUUUCAAUUGAAAGAAAGUCCAGACCAGUGGCUGGCGCCUCCUCACUUUCUAGGAAGACCAAAAUGGAGGUCUUUCCCAAAGCUGAGGUAUCCACAGUUCUAUUGGUAUUCGUCCACAAGGAAAGAAGGAAGACAACUGAAGAGAAUGAAAGAGCAUCGGGAGAUUCUUCAUCACCAGAUAAAUAGAGUGCUUUGGGGGGCACUUCUUCCUAAGUGGAAGACGAUUGAGUCAGAUUGGGCUCACUUUUCGAGCUCAUGUUCACUCCUUUUGAUUGGAGUAAGCGUAGGAGCAGCAGUUGAUUCUUCUAUCAUUGGAUUUUCAGUCUUGGAAGUGGUGAAGCGAGGGCUGGGGCUGGGGACAAUGGUUCCAUCAGGCGCAUCAAGCUCGGAGGGGCGAGUCAACCAAGCGCCACUAAGCGUGUCGGAUCUCACAAAGGCCACCUCGUCGACCGAAACUGGUAUCAUCAUCUAUAAAGCCCCGAGCCCGGGUGGUCCGGUGGAAAUCUUCGAGAUUCCCGAGAGCCCUUCCAACCACGUCCCUUCCUCCCCGGGACCCUCUCGGCCGGUACCUCCUCUUCCGGCCCCUUCCGGCCCAGCAAGUUCGUCCUCGUGGACGGAGGAUGCAUUUGAACUGCGGGUCUUAUCAGAACUCUUUUCUGAAACGGAAAUGGAGGGAACGUCGGUGAAUUCUUCGAUCCCAAUGGUGGGGCAUGAUGAAGCCCCAAUCCUAUUUCCGGAGGAAGCGGAGGAGAAGACAAUUGCAUCUCAUGCCAAUCCGACUCACGAUCAAGGUGCAGUAGCUCUCACACACAUCGAAAAAGUUGUGUCCAGCCUCCGCAAUUGGCCUCUCGUCCAAAGCCUCUGCACCAGUACAUUUCUCCUCGUUCUUCUCUCCUCGCUUCCCGAUUUCCGAGGCCAUUCGAACGCAGGAGUUUUUUUAGUCAGUCAACAACCUCGCUAUGGUGGCUACCAAAGCCCUGCUGUGUAUCAAAGGCGAUUGGCAUAUGGAAAUUACACAAAUGCAGGAUUGCAGUAUCCUAUGUCUUGCAGAGCCACCCAGGAUUUAUCUCUGGUUUCUGCAAAUGCUUCACCAGUGUUUGUCCAAGCUCCUGCUGAGAAAGGCUUGGCCAGCUUUGGUAUUGACUUUCUAAUGGGUGGAGUUUCAGCAGCUGUGUCAAAAACUGCUGCUGCCCCUAUUGAGCGUGUGAAACUUUUGAUCCAAAACCAAGAUGAAAUGAUCAAGGCUGGCAGACUCUCUGAACCUUACAAAGGAAUUGGAGAAUGUUUCAAGAGAACAAUUCAGGAGGAAGGUUUUGGAUCUUUGUGGAGAGGAAACACUGCUAAUGUCAUCCGUUACUUCCCCACUCAGGCUUUGAACUUUGCAUUUAAGGACUAUUUUAAGAGACUCUUCAACUUCAAGAAGGACCGUGAUGGCUACUGGAAAUGGUUUGCUGGCAACCUUGCAUCAGGUGGUGCUGCUGGUGCUUCAUCCCUGCUCUUUGUGUACUCCCUGGACUAUGCUCGUACCCGUCUUGCAAAUGAUGCCAAGGCUGCCAAGAAGGGUGGUGAGAGGCAGUUCAAUGGUUUAGUUGAUGUCUACAGGAAAACCCUCAAAUCUGAUGGUAUUGCUGGUCUUUACCGUGGAUUCAACAUCUCAUGUGUUGGUAUUAUUGUGUACCGUGGUUUGUACUUUGGAAUGUACGACUCUUUGAAGCCAGUGCUCCUGACUGGAUCAUUGCAGGAUAGUUUCUUUGCUAGCUUUGCUCUUGGUUGGCUUAUCACAAAUGGUGCUGGACUUGCCUCCUACCCAAUUGACACAGUUCGCAGAAGAAUGAUGAUGACAUCUGGUGAAGCUGUGAAGUACAAGAGCUCUAUGGAUGCAUUUGCUCAAAUCCUGAAGAAUGAGGGUGCAAAAUCAUUGUUCAAGGGUGCUGGUGCCAACAUUCUUCGUGCUGUUGCUGGUGCUGGUGUGCUUGCCGGAAGUUUUACCGUCCACAACUAUCUCCACCUCCUCUCGACCUCUGCCAUUCUCGCCAGUCUCUUGAAUAGCAGUACCUUGAGAACCUCCACUCUCAGGAUCUUCUCUCCUAUCCUUUUUCUUCAGUCUGUAACUGGAAACUUCUCAGGAUCUUCUCUUCUUUGUUCUCUCUUUACUCUUCACCUCAUAUAUGCUUCAAGGUGUCUCACGGUAGGACCACUCUCAACAUCAAUUGCAUUCAAUCCAGCCUUUCACCAGCAGCACGUAUGGACUAGCAGCCUCUUCCUUCUGUGCCCGAGCUUGAAAGAGGCAGCUUCUUGCAUUAUGCCAUCAAGCUUAUUGUCUUCUGUCAUGGCAUCAGCACCAUCAAUAUCACGAGCACGUUCUUUGAGAGAUAAAAAGGGUGGCAAUUGA
Fraxinus pennsylvanica is the source of this 2619-nucleotide messenger RNA. Lineage: Eukaryota; Viridiplantae; Streptophyta; Magnoliopsida; Lamiales; Oleaceae. The record is from the annotation of a GenBank genome assembly.